Molecule: messenger RNA, 864 nt
Organism: Talaromyces proteolyticus
Lineage: Eukaryota; Fungi; Ascomycota; Eurotiomycetes; Eurotiales; Trichocomaceae
Exons: 2
Coding region: 1-864 (287 amino acids)
Source: RefSeq, a predicted model, not a curated record
AUGUCUGUAGGGCAACAACCAGGCGAAGAUUUAGAGUACGAAUAUGAAUACGACGAAACAGAAACCGAGACCUUCUACGUCAACAUCGACCUGACCUCGCACAAUGGCCCCAUCCGUCCACGACGCCGCAGAGCUGCUCCAGUAACAUUCCCCGCCAGCGAACCCCCCUCGUCGCCCUCGCAAGCCACGCUCGACCCGCCCGUCGAUUUCGCCGACGUGACGCACUCGCGGCUAGACGACCCGGUCGACCCUCGCGACGACAUGGAGAAGCGAAUCCAAAUCAUGGAACUGCACAGCAGCAACCCGCUGGUAUCGUACCGCAACCACAUCUUCAGCUGCGAGUGGGCCGAUAUGAUUGGCACAGAUAUGCACUUCACCAAACCCGAAGACCAGCCGGACCCCAGCUACCUCAAAACCACCGACGGAUACUCGCUCAUAGCUGCCAACCGCAUCAAGAUCGUCGGUCGCAAAACGCAUCUUAUUUCGGCAUCUGAUCCGCAAGACAAAAUCGGGGCGGCGGAGGGCGAGUUAGAUGCGACCAAUAUAGCGGGCAAAAACGCUCAAACGCGCUUUCUGCAGGAGCUAAUGGAUAUCAAGAGGGCGAGGGGGGAGACGGAUAUGUUGCAACUAGUUUUCAGUGCGAAAAGGGGAAAGCAGUUUGAAGAGAAACUCGCUGCGUGGGCUUCUACGGAGGAACGACUGGAUACUUUGUACCGGCUGAACCGAAACGCGAUCGGGGGCGAUCUCGAUGCGAUCAAGGAAUUGGAGGAGCUGUAUAAUCGAAUUGAAAGUGGAGCAAAUGAUAAUGGCGGGCCGGCAAAUGCCGCUGUGCAACGUGAUGUCGACAACGCGAGUAUCGGGUGA